CCUGUGUCUAUUUAUAACUCUGAAGUUUGGGCCUUUUACUGCGCUAUGGAUCAUCUGGGGUAUAUGAGAAAUACUACUUCUGGCCAAGGUGCCAAAGAGGGAUUGAGCAAGCCCACUGCUCCCCAGAAGAACGCUUACGCGAGGCUUGUGCAAAAGCACCACAGUGGCAGAUUCAGGUCCUAUUUGAGUCACAUUGCAGAGAAGAUGCAGCUAGACGAGAGCACUUCCAAUGACCUCAGCUCAGAUCUGGACCCGCCCCUGAGGAGAGGCCUGGUGAAGGAUAAUCCGGCCAGGAAUGGGUUGAAUACGCACAGCUACUCACCGGUCAGAACAUCUCACCUGGAACAGUCCAUGCCUGGAGGAUUUGAGAAUGAUAAACCCCAAGCUGCUCUGAACAGAUGUCCUCAUAAAAAAAAUACCAUUGUUAGCCCAGAAGGAGACUUGGAGGUGGAGGAAGACUAUUAUGUACAUCAGCGUGGAGCUGCAGCUGACUUGUUAAAUAUGAGUGAUGCACCGAGUGGGAGAGUAUCGAACAGCCUGAGGCACCGUGCAGCUCUACAGAAGUCUUCUGGUUCUGAUGAAAGGGACGAGGAGGACAUGUGGAGGAAGAAACAUAAGAAACGAGGCAGGUGUCCUGCCAACACAGAUACAGCAGCUGGACACUUGUUGAGUGAGCAGUUUAGUGAGGAGGAUGUGCUGGCAAUAAAUGCCAGGAAAAACAGUCACUUGUCUCCAGGUCAAGUCCAAGGUGCAGAAAAGAGAGGGUUUGCAAGGACCAGAAACAACUCUGAAUCUGCAAGAACUCCCCAGAACUUCGAUAGGAAGAGGCAACUCUCUGAAUCGCAGGCAGAAGCAAUGAACAAUUCAGACAGCAGAAUAAAUCCUAGACAACUGGGAACUCCCAGAGGAGGACCCUAUGCUGCUGUCCCAACGUCAGGCGAUAGAAAGAAUCUAAAUAAACCCACUCGAGGGAGGAAGAAGAGUAUAUUUGAAGCCUACAUGUAAAAUGAAGAUGUUUCAGCAGGACUAAAAAGGGGAGACCUAAUUCAGGGACCCUUGAGAAUAAAUCCUAAGAAGUACCAUGAAGCCUUCAUUCCAUCUCCAGAUGGGACUCGCGAUAUCUUUAUUGACGGAGUGGUUGCUCGCAACAGAGCCCUGAAUGGUGACAUCGUGGUAGUGAAACUGCUUCCCAAGGAGCAAUGGAAGGUAAUAAAGCCAGAUGGUAGUGACAAAGAAACAGAAGCCACACAUGAAUCAGAUGUCCCUGAGGAUAUGUUGGGCACUUGCGUUCCUCAAGAGUUAGCGAAAGGUGAUGCUAGAAGUCCGGAUGUCAUUAUAGAAGCUCAGUUUGAUGAUAAUGAUGCAGAGCAUGGACAAGACCACUUGCAGGAUAUGUUGGCUGGUGACAUUAAGAAACUUUCCCUGGAUACUGUUGAAAAGGCGAAGGCUGUUGGGGUCGGCGCUGUGCACAGAACAAAGCAAGAUGAUGGACCCAAGGUGAAUGAUCCCAGGCUCCUCCCAGAUAAGUUUCUUCAGAGGACAGCCAAGGUGGUCUAUAUUUUGGAAAAGAAGCAUUCCCGGGCAGCUACAGGCUUCAUCAAGCUUCUGGCAGACAAGAACAGUGAACUCUUCAGGAGGUGUGCCAUGUUCUCACCUGUGGACCACAGAGUGCCCAGGGCCUAUGUGUCCUUGGCUGACUGCCCUCCAGACUUUGUAACCAGGCCUGAGGACUAUUCAAAUAUGCUCUUCAUUUGUCGCAUAGUGGACUGGAAAGAAGACAGUAACUUUGCAACAGGGCAGUUGGCCAAAAGUCUUGGGCAGGCUGGGGAGAUUGAGCCAGAAACGGAAGGGAUCCUGACAGAGUACGGUGUGGAUUUCUCUGACUUUUCCCCCGAAGCCCUGGAGUGUCUUCCCCAGAGCCUCCCCUGGGUUAUCUCACCGGCAGAGAUGGCCAAACGAAGAGAUUUAAGGAAAGAAUGCAUUUUCACCAUCGACCCAUCAACUGCCAAAGAUCUUGAUGAUGCUUUGUCCUGUAAACAACUCCCUGACGGGAACUUCGAAGUGGGUGUUCACAUCGCCGACGUAAGCUACUUUGUACUGGAAGAAACAGCACUGGAUAAAGUAGCGAGUGAAAGAGCAACUAGUGUCUACCUAGUGCAAAAGGUGAUCCCGAUGCUUCCCAAGCUGCUCUGUGAGGAGUUAUGCAGUCUCAAUCCCAUGCGAGAUAGGCUGACGUUCUCUGUGAUGUGGAAAGUGACUCCAGAAGGCAAGAUCCUUGAUGAAUGGUUUGGGCGGACAGUCAUCUGCUCCUGUGUGAAGCUGAGCUACGACCAUGCACAGAGUAUGAUUGAAAGCCCUGGGAAGGUGUUCUCACCUGAAGAACUUCCCCCUGUCUCCCCUCAACACUCAAUAGCUGAGAUCCAGCAAGCUGUGCUGAACCUGCAUCGAAUCGCUCAGCACCUCCGCAAACAGCGUUUCAUCGAUGGUGCUCUGCGCUUAGACCAGCUGAAGCUCUCGUUUACCUUGGACCAGGAGAGUGGGAUGCCUCAAGGCUGUUAUAUCUAUCAGUACCGGGACAGCAACAAGCUGGUGGAAGAGUUCAUGCUGCUCGCGAACAUGGCCGUGGCCCAUCAGAUCUAUCGCUCCUUCCCCGAGCAGGCCCUGCUUCGCCGCCACCCCCCACCCCAGACCAAGCUGCUGAAAGACCUCAUGGAGUUUUGCAACCAAGUUGGCCUCGACAUUGACUUCAGCAGCGCAGGGACCCUGCACAAAAGCUUAAAUGAAACAUUUGGUGCUGACAAAUACUCUGAAGCCAGGAAAGAAGUGCUGACCAACAUGUUCGCCAGGCCCAUGCAGAUGGCUCUCUACUUCUGCACCGGCGUCCUGGAGGAUGAGACCCUCUUUCGCCACUACGCCCUGAACGUGCCCUUCUACACUCACUUCACCUCGCCCAUCCGCCGCUACGCAGAUGUCAUCGUGCACCGCCUCCUCUCUGCCUCACUCGGUGCCAGCUCCCCCAUCAAGAUGGAGAAAGAGGCCAUCCAGAGACAGGCAGAUCACUGCAACGACCGGAAGAUGGCUUCCAAGAGGGUGCAGGAGCUCAGCGCUGACCUCUUCUUUGCCAUCUUUGUCAGGGAGUGUGGUCCUCUGGAGUCAGAGGCCAUGGUGAUGGGUGUCCUGAACGAGGCCUUUGAUGUCCUGGUGCUGAAGUUUGGAGUCCAGAAGCGCAUCUACUGCAAUGCGCUGCCCUUGCUGGGCUUCCACUUCCAGAAGGUGGGGAGGAAGCCAGAGCUGACGCUCAUGUGGGAGCCGGAGAAGCCGGAGCAGGAAUCUUUGCCCCAGGUGAUCACCAUUUUCACGCUGGUGGAGGUCGUGCUGACGUCGGACGGUGUCCCGCUCAAGUACAGCGCCCUGCUCAAGAGACCGAGCUCGGAGAAGUGAGCGCCCCAGGCUGUGUGUGCUCCGGGCUGCCGACACUCGCUCACCUCCUGGGCCCCACACUGGCACCCGCCGGGGACGGAGGGGACUCACAAGGAGUUUGGGCCUUUGAGUUUUAAAACUGAUGCCAUUUUAUUUCUGGUUUGAAUUUUAACUCUGGCUGGGAGCAGGGCUCAGGGUUAGAGCCUGCCCCAGGCAGAGCAUUUCUACUCUUGGAUAUUUUUAGCUUGAUGCUUUUUUGGGUCUGUUUUUUAAAGGCAGCGGUGUCUGUCCCCAGCCACCUCAGGUGCCCGUGGUGAGGGCUGAGCAGGGAUAUGUGUCCCUGGGAACAGAGUGGGGCUGGCUCCACCAUCCUGGUGGGAUGUGGUGGGAUGCAGUGGGAUGCGGCUGUAGGGCCGUGCAAGGAGGGUUUCUUGCAGGGUUGUAUGUUGUGUAAU
Messenger RNA from Egretta garzetta (little egret), 3875 nucleotides. RefSeq names its product DIS3 like 3'-5' exoribonuclease 2 (gene DIS3L2). Gene Ontology annotation, biological process: miRNA catabolic process. The record is from RefSeq and is a predicted model, not a curated record. Gene Ontology annotation, molecular function: 3'-5'-RNA exonuclease activity; RNA binding. The transcript has 22 exons. NCBI's taxonomy places the organism in Eukaryota, Metazoa, Chordata, Aves, Pelecaniformes, Ardeidae. Gene Ontology annotation, cellular component: exosome (RNase complex); P-body.